Molecule: messenger RNA, 2354 nt
Organism: Drosophila ananassae
Lineage: Eukaryota; Metazoa; Arthropoda; Insecta; Diptera; Drosophilidae
Product: keratin-associated protein 16-1
Exons: 4
Coding region: 175-2229 (684 amino acids)
Source: RefSeq, a predicted model, not a curated record
GGAUUAUUUAAAAUAUAUAUAAUUCAUAUUUAAAAAGGAACACAGCAGCUCCGACAAACUAAUCUGAGAAUGUCGGACAUUUCAAAAAAUGUCAUAAAAAACGUAAUUGUGUUUCAAAAUUUCUUUGUUCGACUGUUUUGUCCAAUGUAUAGUGCCUCGAUGUGAAAAAUAUAAAUGGAGCGUCCCAAUGUCUUCGAUUCCAGCAUGGAGGAAAGCCAGGAGACUCUCCUUACAAUAAAUAAUAUCAAAAGUCUUGAUGACAUUUACAAGACCUAUAUACCGUCCGUUGCUUCCAAUGAGCUUAGGAAGCUAGCAUCUUCCAUAUUGAACAGCAAAAAUUCAAAAAACAAUAGUGUUAAGCCCGAAGAAUCUGAUCUUAGCAUUGCAGACUCCACCACUACCCUUAAAAAUGAACCCAUCCCACCCAUUCCUCCAUGUGAAGUUGUAGACACUUCAUUACCAGCGCAGAUCCACAGUUCAUCCUCAAGGAAUAUAGAAAAAACCAUAUCCCUGACGGCUUUCAAGUGUAACACAGUCAACAGAUACCAGGGAUCCGUGGACAUUGGCUCGUAUUCCCGCAUCUCUUCCGGACAGAUGGUUAAUAGUGGGGGCAGUUAUUCUGAAGGAUCUUCCAACCAAUCGGCCUACUUAAGCCCUACUCUUGUUACUUUCACUGAGCCGGAGAUUUGCGAAGAAUCCUUUUAUGAUCAAGGAUCAUCGUGCUAUUACGGCUAUCCCUGCUAUCCGAAGCAAACAAUAUCGGAGCAGCCUCAGGGGCAGUAUGUCCCGCCCUCCGAAAUCAACUGCAGCCAGUGCCCGCCAUUGACGCCGUCGGUCCAGUUAUCAGGUGGUUCCUCAAGUGGACCUUCUCAACGCUACUCGGACAGCUUUACGAGUCAAUCAAAUCAAAAGUCUGAGUCAACCACCUGUACGUCAUGCUGUACGGAAUCAGUUCCGUCUUCCAGCUACUGUUCGUCAGGUCAGACGGUGGACCAGGAGGAAUCUCAAUGCUUCUGCGAGGAGUGCCAAAGGAGGAGACGUUCACUUUCACAGGAACGGCGCAAGGUGGAUCCACCUAGUGGCUUACCAACUCCACCUAGUGGCUUCCCAACUCCACCCAGUGGCUUCCCAUCUCCACCUGGUGGCUUCCCUGUUCCCCUUGGUUUCGGCUCACCUCCAUCAGCUCGCUCUCCACCUCAGCCGGACUGUUGUCCAUCUCAGUCGGAUUGCAGCUCGUCCUCAUCGGAUAGCAAUCCUUGCCCACCGGACUGCUGUCUUCGGAAACGCCAGCCUACACGACCUCCUAAACGCGCUCCUAAACCGUGCGGAGCAUGUCCUCCACCGGAUUGCGGCGGUUGUCCUCCACCGGAUCGCGGCGGUUGUCCUCCACCGGAUUGCUAUCCGCCUCCUCCGCCGGAUUGCUACCCUUGUUAUCCACCGGACUGCUGCCCUCCACCGGAUGGCUGCCCUCAACCGAACUGCUGUUCUCCACAGGAUUGCUGCCCUCCACAGGAUUGCUGCCCUCCACCAGAUUGCUGCCCUCCACCACAAUGCUGUUCUCCACAGGAUUGCUGCCAGGGUCCUUCAUCGGGCUGUUGCCCUCCACAGGAUUGCUGCCCUCCCCCGGAUUGCUGCCCUCCACCAGAUUGCUGCCAGGGUCCUCCAUCGGGCUGUUGCCCUCCACAGGAUUGCUUCUCGUGUCAGCCGCAAGGUUGCUGCUGUUGUCCUCCAUGUGGACAGCCGAGUUGUCCUCCAUGUGGACAGCCGAGUUGUCCUCAGAUGCCCUGCUUCGACAGCUGCUUUGGAAAUCCAUGUUGUUGUGGUUCCAUUAUCAACGACAGGAUCCAAGCCGAAACAGUAUACAUGACCGACUACAGGCAGGUCUUCAGCCGCCCAAAUCCAUUUGGUGGCAUGGGAGCUGCAAAAAAAUGCGGUUGCGAAUAUAUACCACUAGGUGGAGGAUUUGCAGGAAUGUGUAAUGGCUGCCCCUGUUCCAGAUCAGGUGCUUGUUGUGGAUCCAUGUCGAAUGGGUGUUCAUCCUGCUGCUCUCCGCCAGCUGGAUGUGGUGGAGUGUGUGGUGACCUUUGUGGCGGACAGUCGGGCGGAAUUUACGCCAUUGGAGAUCUAUGCUGCCCAGAUUUUAAUUGCUGUUAUCCAUUAAGUCAGGUCAAUUAUCCCUGCCCCUAUACCUGUUGCUCUCCACCGACUGACUUCUGCGGUCAGGAUUAAUGAUGGUCCCAAAAAAAAUAUACUUUGAGAAUCCUUAAAUUAACUAUAUAAUAAUGAAUUGUUUCUGAACCCAUUUACGAACUCGAAGGCAUUAUAUUUAAAUAAAACUUAUACCAUCCCCGGAA